AUGGCCAGUUCUUUGUCAUUUGCCCAAUGGGGACUUGACCUCAUUGGACCUAUGCCCGAUGGUAAGGGCCAGAUCAAGUAUGCAAUUGUAGCUGUGGACUACUUCACCAAGUGGGCUGAAGUUGAAGCCUUAGUUACCAUCACCACAACUCGCAUCGAAACGUUCGUCUGGCAGAAUAUCAUACAUCGCUUCGGCAUCCCCCACACCAUUGUCACAGACAACGGCCAGCAAUUUGACAAUGCCAAAUUUAAGUAA
Molecule: messenger RNA, 255 nt
Organism: Prunus armeniaca (apricot)
Lineage: Eukaryota; Viridiplantae; Streptophyta; Magnoliopsida; Rosales; Rosaceae
Source: the annotation of a GenBank genome assembly